Phlebotomus argentipes is the source of this 610-nucleotide messenger RNA. Its product is annotated as UPF0545 protein C22orf39 homolog. Bases 98 to 568 code for a protein of 156 amino acids. NCBI's taxonomy places the organism in Eukaryota, Metazoa, Arthropoda, Insecta, Diptera, Psychodidae. The transcript is spliced from 2 exons. The record is from RefSeq and is a predicted model, not a curated record.
CUAAAUAUGAGGUUAGGACGUUUUGUUUUGUUUUUGGUCAGGAGGAAAAUCCCAGUGCGUGGGAAUUUCGCCUUUUCCUGGGCUUUUCACACUGAAAAUGUCUGGCAACGAACAAUCCAGCACCUUCUCCAGUCAGCUCAGUGAUGAAAGAGUUCGAGAUAAUCUCAUGUGGGCGAGUCGUCCCUGCUUCCUGUAUAAGCACGAGUUCAGCGAUUGCAAGAGCUACAAGGCGCGAUUCAAUCAGUACUUCAUCUACGGCGAGUCCAUAGAUUGCUCACAGUGGGGAAAGGAUUACGAGGAUUGCCUGAAGUAUGAGGAGAAGGAUGAUUUGGCUGCCGCUCGGCGACUUCUGGACAGCGAGGCUGAGCGGAGGCAGAAGAGGAUGGAGGCUCACAAAGCCAAUGAUGUGUGGAAGAAGAGAUCAACUCCACCAACAGACUGGAACGCUCCACUGCCAGAAUGGUUCACGAAGACCAACGAGAACACAUUUCUCGCCCUGAAAUCCAAGGAACUGCAGGAUGGCGUCGAGACACCGGCGAAAGAGAGCUCCUUCUGCUCUGUAAUGUAGCCGGGAAUGCCGGGAAUUGACAAAGACAGCUUUCUAGUGUAA